Brassica napus (rape) is the source of this 1161-nucleotide messenger RNA. RefSeq lists its product as uncharacterized. Bases 1 to 1161 code for a protein of 386 amino acids. Lineage: Eukaryota; Viridiplantae; Streptophyta; Magnoliopsida; Brassicales; Brassicaceae. The transcript has 2 exons. The record is from RefSeq and is a predicted model, not a curated record.
AUGAAUCUCAGAUUCCACCAUGUGAAUUACCGGAGAAUCUUUGCAAUCGGAGAAGAACCAAGCAGGGUUAGGGUCACCGCAUACCGUAAACCAUGCGCUUUGAGGCAUAUUUUCAACGCCCUAGAUCCCGACGAAGUUGAACGGAUUCGAGGAUCGCAAUUUGGAAGGUUAUUGGAAAUAGCCGACAAACCAUCGUUCUCAGGGAGGUUUGGUAGAUAUAUUAUAUCUAGACAACUUAAAGUGUCGAAGAAGCAUGAAGCAUGGUUCGUCUUUGCCAAAAAACCGAUACGAUUUUCCCUUAGAGAAUUUGCGAUUGUGACAGGAUUAAACUGCGGGAGAUUUGCCAAAAGGUCUAAGAAGAGAUGCAAGAGUCAUAUAACGGAGAAACCAUACUGGGGAGAACUGUUCGGAACCCUUAAAGAGGUUCCUAUUUCAUCUGUUGUGAGGAUGUUGCAGAAGAAGACGGUGAAUGACAAGGAAAUUAGGCUGAAGUAUGCAUAUCUGUCAUUGCUGGCGGCUGUCAUAUUGCCGACGACCCAUACACCACGUAUUUCUCAUGACCAAGCUGAGUUAAUCAAAGACUUGGAUGCUUUUCUUGCAUUUCCUCGGGGGCGGGUCUCUUUUGAUAUGCUUAUGACCAGUAUUAAAGAGAGGAAGGAGGUUGCGCUCUUGCAAAACACAAUUGCCUUAAAAGGGUUUGUGUUAUCGUUGCAGCUAGUCAUGAUUGAAGCCGUUCCUGCUCUGACUGGGGUGGUUCAGGACGGUAGUUCUUCUGGAUCUGAAGAUGAAUCUGGAGAAGCUGACGGAGACAUUCUGGACGAUGACAAAUCAGACAAAAAGAGCAUUCACCCUGGGCAUGCUCGUGACAUAGACUCUGAGGGAAAGGCCGUCGUGCAUUCUAUUAUUCCUGAUGACAAUAACAUUGUCAACACAGCUGACGGCGUUGCUUGGUCAGACGACAAGGACGAGACCAUAGUGGAAAAUUUGGUUAACUUAGUUGAGGAGCGGUUUCCGUUCUCACAAACUUGCUUUCCUGGUGGUGUAUCUAUAGUGGAGGCAUUUAGGAUGCGUGACGAGGCAAAGGCGGAAGCUGUGAACCGAAAGAAUAGCAAGCCGAAGGCGACAUCUUCGACCAUAAUCCAAGAAGGUGUUGACCCUUAG